UUCUGUUUGCAGGAAAAUGCGGAACUCUUCAGAGCGAACACGAUGAGCCAGUCCUGGAAGGAUUAUGUCAACUACGUUGACAGCAUGGUCUUGGAUGAAUUUGACCAUUUCAUUCGCAAGUCUCUAAAUCACCUAAUGGACAACAUGGUCGUAGAUGAGAGCAUCGCACCGCUGUUUGAGGUCCGCAUGGAGCUGGACGAGGAUGGGCUGGUCUUCAAUCCAUCCCUGGAGGUGGGCGGGGACCAAGGCUUCCUGGCGCUGAUCGGGAGCCUGGUCACUGACAUCUACAAUGCAGCCAAGCUCAUCCCCAGGCUGGCCAAGGGCAGGAUGAACUACAAGACCGACCUGGAAGACGUGACCGACCUCAUAGAGAUGGGGGAGGAGCUGUCCAACCUGGUCAUCAGCGCCAUAAAGGAGGCUGAGGAGUACCAGGACUCCUUCGAGCGCUACGCCUACCUGUGGAUGGACGACCCCCAGGAGGUCAUGAAGAGCUUCCUCAUCUAUGGCCGCGCCAUCAGCCCGGAGGACUGGGACCCCCAGGCCGAGGAGACCCUCCCCAAGAUGCCGCCUACCCUCGCCCAGUUCCAGCAGCAGAUCAACUCCUAUGAGAAGCUGUAUGAGGAGGUGUCCAAGCGUGAGGACACCAAGGUGUUCAACGGCUGGCUGCAGUGUGACUGCCGGCCCUUCAAGCAGGCCCUCCUCAACACCACCAAGCGCUGGAGCCUCAUGUUCAAGCGGCACCUGAGCAACCACGUGGUCAACAGCCUCGCAGACCUAGAAGCCUUCAUGAAAGUCUCCAGGGCGGGCUUGAUGAAGCCUCUCAAGGAGGGGGAUUAUGACGGCCUCGUGGAGGUGAUGGGGCAUCUGAUGAAGGUCAAGGAGAGGCAGACGGCCACCGACAACAUGUUUGAGCCCCUGAAGCAGACCAUCGAGCUGCUCAAGUCCUAUGGGGAGGAGAUACCCGAGGAGACGCACGUGAAGCUUCAGGAACUGCCGGAGCAGUGGACCAACACCAAGAAGCUGGCCAUCCAGGUGAAGCAGAACGUGGCACCCUUGCAGGCCAACGAGGUCAGCAUCCUGCGACGGAGGUGCCAGCAGUUCGAGCUCAAGCAGCACGAGUUCAGAGAGAAGUUCAGGCAAGAAGCCCCGUUCAGCUUCAGCGACCCCAACCCCUACAAGUCCCUCAAUAAGCAACAAAAGAGCAUCGCAGCCAUGGAGGGCGUCAUGGAGGCUCUGUGCAAAUCCGGGAGCCUGUUCGAGGUCACAGUGCCGGACUACAAGCAACUCAAGGCUUGUCACAAAGAGGUCCGCCAGCUGAAGGAGCUCUGGGACAUGAUCAUCAUGGUCAACACCAGCAUCGGUGACUGGAAGACCACCAAGUGGAAGAAUAUCAACGUCGAGCAGAUGGACGUAGACUGCCAGAAGUUCACCAAGGCCGUGAGGUCCCUGGACAAGGAGGUGAAGGGCUGGGAUGCCUUCGUGGGGCUGGACAACACCGUGAAGAACACGAUCGCGUCCCUGCGCGCCGUGAGUGAGCUGCAGAACCCUGCCAUCCGGAACCGCCACUGGCAGCAGCUCAUGCAGGCCACCCAGGUGAAGUUUGAAAUGUCAGAUGAGACCACCCUGGCGGAUUUACUCCAGCUGAACCUACAUCAAUACGAAGACGAGGUCCAAAACAUCGUAGACAAGGCUGUGAAAGAGUCUGGCAUGGAAAAGGUGCUGAAAACCCUGGAUAGUACCUGGUCCACCAUGGAGUUUGAGCACAGGCAGCACCCGCGGACAGGCACCAUGAUGCUCAAGACGGAUGAGGUGCUGGUGGAGACGCUGGAGGACAGCCAGGUGCAGCUGCAGAACCUGAUGACGUCCAGGUACCUGUCCCACUUCCUGAAGGAGGUGACGAGCUGGCAGCAGAAACUGUCCGCUGCGGACUCGGUCAUCUCCAUCUGGUUCGAGGUCCAGAGAACCUGGAGCCACCUGGAGAGCAUCUUCAUUGGUUCCAAAGACAUCCGCGCCCAGCUGCCGGAGGACUCCAAACGCUUUGAUGACAUCGACCAGGAGUUCAAGGCCUUGAUGGAGGAGGCGGUGAAAACACCCAACGUGGUCGAAGCCACCAACAAACCUGGUCUCUAUAACAAACUUGAGAACCUGAAGAAGAGGUGGGUCCCACACUGUCCAGGGGAGGGGCUUCACUGUGGCAGAAACCCGAGUCAUGUGCCCCUUGCUGGCCAGGACGGGGAAAGCCCCAGGUUGUGGGUUAACACAUCCCCUUCCUCAGAGUGCGAGCUCUCAGGCCACAUCCUGCCACGCCGGCCACAGGGCGGGCCUUCAGCCUCAGAAGAAGCAUUGACUGCAGAGAUUAAACUAUACCCUAUCAUACCUGGGGACACCCACCAGGUCAGGGGCUGGCAGAGAACAAGUGUGGAAGAUUUGAAUCAAACUGGGGCUGUGAACAGCCUGGGCGUCUCCGGGGCUGUCCGUCUAGCGCUUGGAAGGAUGGGCUGGAAAAGACCCUCUGUCGAGCAGGACUCAGCAGGCUUGUUUCCUCCCCCAAGGUUGGCCGUGUGUGAAAAGGCCCUGGCCGAAUAUUUAGAGACAAAAAGACUUGCUUUCCCAAGGUUCUACUUCGUCUCCUCAGCCGACCUCCUGGACAUUCUCUCCAAUGGAAAUGACCCCGUGGAGGUGAGCCGCCACCUGUCCAAGCUCUUCGACAGCCUGUGUAAACUGAAGUUCCGCCUCGACGCCGACGGGAAGCCGCUCAGGUUUGGCCUGGGCAUGUACAGCAAGGAGGACGAGUACGUGGACUUUGACCGGGAAUGUGACCUCUCGGGGCAGGUGGAGGUCUGGCUGAACCGGGUGUUGGACAGGAUGUGCGCCACACUCCGCCACGAGAUCCCGGAAGCCGUGGUGACUUACGAGGAGAAGCCAAGGGAGCAGUGGAUCUUUGACUACCCCGCCCAGAUUGCGCUCUCGUGCACCCAGAUCUGGUGGACAACCGAGGUGGGCCUGGCGUUUGCCAGGCUGGAGGAAGGCUACGAAAACGCCAUCAAAGAUUACAACAAGAAGCAGAUCAGUCAGCUGAACGCGCUCAUCACCCUGCUCGUCGGAAACCUCAACGCCGGGGACAGGACGAAGAUCAUGACCAUCUGUACCAUCGACGUCCACGCCCGGGAUGUGGUCGCCAAGAUGAUCACCGCCAAGGUGGAGAGCGCCCAGGCCUUCACCUGGCAGUCCCAGCUGCGGCACCGCUGGGAUGAGGAGAAGAAGCACUGCUUUGCCAACAUCUGCGAUGCCCAGAUCCAGUACUCGUACGAGUACCUGGGCAACACUCCACGGCUGGUCAUUACCCCUCUCACCGACAGAUGCUAUAUAACCUUGACCCAGUCACUCCACCUGAUCAUGGGCGGAGCCCCUGCUGGCCCCGCCGGGACUGGCAAGACAGAGACGACCAAGGACCUGGGCAGAGCCCUGGGCACCAUGGUCUACGUCUUCAACUGCUCCAAGCAGAUGGACUACAAGUCCUGUGGCAAUAUCUACAAGGGCCUGGCCCAGACUGGAGCCUGGGGCUGCUUCGAUGAGUUCAAUCGAAUCUCCGUGGAGGUCUUGUCUGUGAUCGCCGUACAGGUAAAAUGUAUCCAAGAUGCAAUUCGGGCCAAGAAAGAAGUGUUUAAUUUCCUGGGAGAGAUGAUAAGCCUCAUCCCCACUGUUGGCCUCUUCAUCACCAUGAACCCCGGGUACGCCGGACGUACAGAGCUGCCCGAGAACUUAAAGGCCUUGUUCAGGCCCUGCGCCAUGGUGGUCCCCGACUUUGAACUGAUAUGCGAGAUCAUGCUGGUGUCUGAGGGCUUUCUGGAGGCCCGCCUUCUGGCCAGGAAGUUCAUCACGCUCUACACCUUGUGCAAAGAGCUGCUGUCAAAGCAGGAUCAUUAUGACUGGGGCUUGCGAGCCAUCAAGUCUGUGCUGGUGGUGGCCGGCUCCCUGAAGAGGGGCGACCCCAGCCGAGCAGAGGACCAGGUACUGAUGCGGGCGCUCAGGGACUUCAACACCCCCAAGAUCGUCGCCGACGACCUGCCCGUGUUCGUGGGGCUCAUCGGGGACCUCUUCCCUGCACUGGAUGUGCCUCGGAAACGGGACCUGAAUUUUGAGAAGGUCAUCAAGCAGAGCAUCGUGGAGCUCCAGCUGCAGGCGGAGGACAGCUUCGUGUUGAAGGUGGUGCAGAUGGAGGAACUGCUGCAAGUCAGGCACUCAGUGUUCGUCAUCGGGAGCGCGGGCAGUGGCAAGUCCCAGGUCCUCAAGUCUCUGAACAAGACCUAUCAGAACCUGCAGAGGAAGCCGGUCGCCGUGGACCUGGACCCCAAGGCCGUCACCUGCGAUGAGCUCUUCGGCAUCAUCAACCCGGUGACCAGGGAGUGGAAAGAUGGCCUCUUCUCCACCAUCAUGCGGGACCUGGCCAACAUCCCUCACGACGGCCCCAAGUGGAUCAUCCUGGACGGGGACAUAGACCCCAUGUGGAUCGAGUCCCUCAACACCGUCAUGGAUGACAACAAGGUCCUCACGCUGGCCAGCAAUGAGCGGAUCCCCCUGAACCGCACCAUGCGGCUGGUGUUCGAGAUCAGCCACCUGAGAACGGCCACACCGGCCACCGUCUCCAGAGCCGGCAUUCUGUACAUCAACCCGGGCGAUCUAGGGUGGAACCCGGUGGUGAGCAGCUGGAUCGAGAAGCGCAAGGUGCAGUCGGAAAAGGCCACCCUGCUGGUCCUCUUUGACAAGUACCUGCCCACCUGCCUGGACAAGCUUCGCAUCGGGUUUAAGACGAUCACGCCGGUGCCCGAGAUCACGGUCAUCCAGAUGAUCCUGUACCUGCUUGAGUGCCUCCUCACCGAGAAGAACGCACCACCCGACUCUGCCAAGGAGCUGUACGAGCUCUACUUCGUGUUCGCCUGCUUCUGGGCCUUCGGAGGGGCCAUGUUCCAGGACCAGCUUGUAGAUUAUCGGGUCGAGUUCAGCCGAUGGUGGAUCAACGAGUUUAAGACAAUCAAGUUCCCCUCGCAGGGAACGAUCUUUGACUACUACAUAGAUCCCGACACCAAAAAGUUCCUGCCAUGGACGGACAAGGUGCCCCGCUUCGAGCUGGACCCUGAUGUCCCGCUGCAGGCCUCACUGGUGCACACCACGGAAACCAUCCGUAUCCGCUACUUCUUGGACCUGCUCGUGGAGAAGUCGUGGCCGGUGAUGCUGGUGGGGAAUGCAGGGACGGGCAAGUCGGUGCUGAUGGGGGACAAGCUGGGCAGCCUGAGUACAGACGACUGCUUGGUGCAGGCCGUGCCCUUCAACUUCUACACGACCUCGGCUAUGCUGCAGGGUGUUCUCGAAAAGCCGCUGGAGAAGAAAUCAGGGCGGAAUUACGGGCCACCAGGCACCAAGAAGCUGAUCUACUUCAUCGACGACAUGAACAUGCCCGAGGUGGACAAGUACGGGACGGUGGCCCCGCACACCCUCCUCCGGCAGCACAUGGACCACAGGCACUGGUAUGACCGACAGAAGCUGACACUGAAGGACGUCCAUAACUGUCAGUACGUGGCGUGCAUGAACCCCACUGCUGGAUCCUUCACCAUCGACCCCAGGCUUCAGCGCCACUUCUGUGUGUUUGCCGUGAGCUUCCCGGGCCAGGAGGCCCUCAUGAGCAUCUACAGCACCAUCCUGGCCCAGCACCUGGCCUAUCAAUCGGUCCCCGUGGUAGUCCAGAAGAUGAGCAGCCAUCUGGUGGCCUCCGCCCUGGCCCUGCACCAGAAAGUGACAUCAACGUUUCUUCCCACAGCCGUUAAGUUUCAUUAUGUCUUCAACCUCAGGGACCUCUCCAGUAUUUUCCAGCUAAGGAUGCCGACCAUCCCGCAUCUGGGGCAGGGGCUCCUGUUCUCCACCACAGAGAUCCUGAAAAUCCCACUAGACCUCGUCCGCCUCUGGCUGCACGAAGCCGAACGUGUGUACGGCGACAAGAUGGUGGAUGAGAAGGACCAGGAGACGCUGCGCAGAGUCACCAUCGCUUCCACCAAGAAGUUCUUCGACGAUCUUGCUGACGAGCUCUUAUUCGCCAAACCCAAUAUCUACUGCCACUUUGCUCACGGGAUCGGCGAUCCCAAGUACCUGCCGGUGACUGACGUGGCUCCCCUGAGCAAGCUCCUGGUGGAAGCUCUGGAGAGUUACAACGAGAUCAACGCGGCCAUGAACCUGGUGCUGUUUGAGGACGCAGUGGCCCACAUCUGCAGGAUCAGCCGCAUCCUGGAGUCCCCACGGGGCAACGCCCUGCUGGUAGGGGUGGGCGGUAGCGGCAAGCAGAGCCUCUCCCGCCUGGCCGCGUACAUCAGCGCACUGGACGUGUUCCAGAUCACCCUCAAGAAGGGCUACGGGAUCCCAGACCUCAAGCUCGACCUCGGCGCCCAGUACAUCAAGUCGGCCGUGAAGAACGUUCCCUCGGUGUUCCUGAUGACGGACUCCCAGGUGGCCGAGGAGCAGUUUCUGGUGCUGAUCAAUGACCUGCUGGCCUCGGGGGAGAUCCCGGGGCUGUUUACGGACGACGAGGUGGAGAACAUCAUCUCCUCCAUGCGGCCGCAAGUGAAGUCCCUGGGCCUGACGGACACCCGGGAGGCGUGCUGGAAAUUAUUCAUUGAGAAAGUGCGCAGGCACCUGAAGGUAAUCCUGUGUUUCUCCCCCGUGGGCUCCGUCCUGCGUGUACGAGCAAGAAAAUUCCCUGCCGUGGUCAACUGCACAGCCAUCGACUGGUUCCAUGAGUGGCCAGAGGACGCCCUGGUGUCCGUCAGCACUCACUUCCUUGAGGACACCGAGGGGAUUCAGCCGGAAGUUAAGGCCUCCAUCAGCUUCUUCAUGUCCUACGUGCACACGACCGUCAAAGAGAUGUCCAAGGUGUACCUCGCCACCGAGAGGCGCUACAACUACACCACGCCCAAAACCUUCCUGGAGCAGAUCAAACUGUACCAGAACCUACUGGCCAAGAAGAGGAUGGAGCUGGUCGCCAAAAUCGAGAGGCUGGAGAACGGGCUGAUGAAGCUGCAGAGCACAGCCGCUCAGGUGGAUGAUUUAAAAGCCAAGCUGGCGGUUCAGGAGGCUGAGCUCAAGCAGAAAAACGAGAAAGCGGACAAGCUGAUCCACGUGGUGGGUGUGGAAACAGAGAAGGUCAGCAAAGAGAAAGCCAUUGCUGACGAGGAAGAAAUCAAGGUGCAAGUCAUCAACAAGAAUGUUGCCGAGAAACAAAAAGCUUGUGAAACAGACCUGGCCAAGGCAGAGCCGGCCCUACUGGCCGCGCAGGAGGCCCUCGACACUCUGAAUAAGAACAACCUGACAGAGCUAAAGUCCUUCGGGUCCCCCCCAGACGCCGUGGUCAACGUCACGGCCGCUGUGAUGAUUCUGACUGCACCCGGGGGCAAGAUCCCCAAGGACCAGAGCUGGAAAGCUGCGAAAAUCAUGAUGGGCAAAGUGGACACCUUCCUGGACUCCUUGAAGAAGUUUGACAAGGAGCACAUCCCCGAGGCCUGCCUGAAAGCAUUUAAGCCCUACCAAGGCAACCCGACGUUCGACCCCGAGUUCAUCCGCUCCAAGUCCACGGCCGCCGCGGGCCUGUGCUCCUGGUGCAUCAACAUCGUCCGCUUCUACGAGGUCUACUGCGACGUGGCCCCCAAGAGGCGGGCCCUGGAGGAGGCCAACGCGGAGCUGGCCGAGGCGCAGGAGAAGCUCUCCCACAUCAAAAGCAAGAUCGCUGAACUCAACGCCAACCUGAGCAACCUGACGUCGGCAUUUGAAAAAGCGACAGCCGAGAAAAUCAAGUGUCAGCAGGAGGCUGACGCCACCAAUAGUGUGAUCUCGCUGGCUAACAGGCUGGUAGGAGGAUUAGCAUCAGAAAACAUCCGCUGGGCCGAAUCGGUGGAGAACUUCAGAAGCCAGGGGGCCACACUGUGUGGGGACGUCCUGCUGAUUUCCGCCUUCGUCUCCUACGUGGGCUACUUCACCAAGAAAUAUCGAAAUGAGCUAAUGGAGAGGUUUUGGAUCCCUUAUAUACAUCAGUUAAAGGUCCCCAUCCCGCUCACAGAAGGUCUGGAUCCCUUGAGCCUGCUGACCGACGAUGCAGACGUGGCCACUUGGAACAACCAGGGGCUCCCCAGCGACCGCAUGUCCACAGAGAAUGCUACCAUUCUGUGCAACACGGGGCGCUGGCCCCUCUUCGUGGACGCCCAGCUGCAGGGCAUCAGGUGGAUCAAAAACAAAUACGGCAGCAAGCUGAAGGCCAUCCGCCUGGGACAGAAGAGCUACCUGGAUAUCAUCGAGCAGGCCAUCUCAGAAGGGGACACCUUGCUCAUCGAGAACAUUGGCGAGACCGUGGACCCGGUUCUGGACCCUCUGCUGGGCAGGAACACAAUCAAAAAGGGAAAGUUCAUUAAGAUCGGCGACAAAGAGGUGGAAUACCACCCCAACUUCCGCCUGAUGCUGCACACCAAGCGCUUCAACCCCCACUACAAGCCCGAGAUGCAGGCCCAGUGCACCCUGAUCAACUUCCUGGUCACCAGGGACGGGCUCGAGGACCAGCUCUUGGCCACCGUGGUGGCCAAAGAGCGCCCAGAUCUGGAGCAGCUGAAGGCGAACCUCACCAAGUCUCAGAAUGAAUUUAAGAUUGUUCUGAAAGAGCUGGAAGAUUCUCUGCUGGCCCGUCUGUCGGCCGCAUCGGGGAACUUUCUGGGAGACACAGCCUUAGUUGAGAAUCUGGAGACCACCAAACACAUGGCCAGCGAGAUUGAGGAAAAGGUGCAAGAGGCAAAAAUCACAGAAGUUAAAAUCAACGAGGCGAGAGAGAACUACGUGCCAGCCGCGAGGAGGGCGUCCCUGCUGUACUUCAUCCUGAACGACCUCAGCAAGAUCAACCCCAUCUACCAGUUCUCACUCAAGGUGCGGCUGCAUCCGGGUCCGGGGCCACUGGGGCCCAGGCUGCAGGCCUUCAACGUGGUGUUCGAGAAGGCCAUCCAGAAGACCGCCCCCGCCGACGAGGUCAAACAGCGUGUGAUCAACCUGACGGACGAGAUCACCUACUCCGUGUACAUGUACACGGCCCGCGGGCUCUUCGAGCGAGACAAACUCAUCUUCCUCGCACAGGUGACAUUUCAGGUCUUGUCCAUGAAGAAGGAGCUGAACCCGGUGGAGCUGGAUUUCCUUCUGCGGUUCCCGUUCAAGGCCGGGGUCGUGUCACCCGUGGACUUCCUGCAGCAUCAGGGAUGGGGCGGCAUCAAGGCCCUCUCGGAGAUGGAUGAGUUCAAGAACCUGGACAGCGACAUCGAGGGAUCCGCCAAGCGGUGGAAGAAGCUCGUGGAGUCGGAAGCCCCCGAAAAGGAGGUCUUCCCCAAGGAGUGGAAGAACAAAACGGCACUGCAGAAGCUGUGCAUGUUGAGGUGCGUGCGGCCCGACCGCAUGACCUACGCCAUCAAGAACUUUGUGGAGGAGAAGAUGGGCAGCAAGUUCGCAGAGGGCCGGAGCGUUGAGUUCUCCAAGUCCUACGAGGAGAGCAGCCCCUCAACCCCCAUCUUCUUCAUCCUCUCCCCGGGCGCUGACCCCCUGAAGGACGUGGAGGCCCUGGGGAAAAAAUUGGGAUUUACCAUAGACAACGGGAAACUCCAUAACGUGUCCCUGGGUCAGGGACAAGAGGUGGUGGCGGAGAAUGCCCUGGACAUGGCUGUGGAGAAGGGACACUGGGUCAUUCUGCAGAACAUCCACCUGGUGGCCCAGUGGCUGAGCACCCUGGACAAGAAGCUGGAGCGGUACAGCGUCGGCAGCCACGAUGACUACCGCGUGUUCAUCAGUGCCGAGCCGGCCCCCAGCCCCGAGUCCCACAUCAUCCCCCAGGGCAUCCUGGAGAACGCCAUCAAAAUCACCAACGAGCCGCCCACGGGCAUGUACGCCAACCUGCACAAGGCCCUGGACCUCUUCACCCAGGACACACUGGAGAUGUGCACCAAGGAGAUGGAGUUCAAGUGCAUCCUCUUCGCCCUGUGCUACUUCCACGCCGUGGUGGCCGAGAGGCGCAAGUUUGGGGCCCAGGGCUGGAACAGGUUGUACCCCUUCAACAACGGGGACCUCACCAUCUCCAUCAACGUGCUCUACAACUACCUGGAGGCCAACCCCAAGGUGCCCUGGGACGAUCUCCGCUACCUCUUUGGGGAAAUCAUGUACGGCGGCCACAUCACCGAUGACUGGGACCGCCGGCUCUGCAGGACGUACCUAGAGGAGUACAUCCAGGCGGAGAUGCUGGAGGGAGAGAUCCUGCUGGCCCCGGGCUUUCAGAUCCCCCCGAACCUGGACUACAAGGGUUACCACGAAUACAUCGACAAGAACCUGCCCCCCGAAAGCCCCUGCCUGUAUGGCCUGCACCCCAAUGCAGAGACUGGCUUCCUGACGGCCACCUCGGAGAUGCUGUUCCGCACUGUCCUGGAAAUGCAGCCCAAAGAAACCGGGUCGGGAGCCGGCGGCACCGGGGUAUCUCGCGAGGAGAAGGUGAAGGCCGUGCUGGAUGAGAUCCUGGAGAAGAUCCCGGAGACCUUCAACAUGGCCGAGAUCAUGGCCAAGGCCACCGAGAAGACCCCCUACGUGGUUGUCGCCUUCCAAGAAUGUGAGAGAAUGAACGUCCUGACCAACGAAAUGCGCCGCUCGCUGAAGGAGCUGAACCUGGGGCUGAAGGGAGAACUGACCAUCACGACCGACAUGGAAGACCUGUCCACGGCUCUGUUCUAUGACACUGUGCCCGACACGUGGGUGGCCCGGGCCUACCCCUCGCGGAUGGGCCUGGCGGCCUGGUACGCCGACCUGCUGCUCCGCAUCAGGGAGCUCGAGGCCUGGACGAUGGACUUCACACUGCCUACCACCGUGUGGCUGGCCGGCUUCUUCAACCCGCAGUCCUUCCUCACGGCCAUCAUGCAGUCCAUGGCCAGGAAGAACGAGUGGCCACUGGACAAGAUGUGUCUGUCUGUGGAGGUGACCAAGAAGAACCGGGAGGACAUGACCGCGCCCCCCCGGGAGGGCUCCUACGUGUACGGGCUCUUCAUGGAAGGAGCUCGCUGGGACACCCAGAUGGGAGUCAUCGCCGACGCGCGGCUGAAAGAGCUGACGCCGGCCAUGCCCGUCAUCUUCAUCAAGGCCAUCCCUGUGGACCGCAUGGAGACCAAGAACAUCUAUGAGUGUCCCGUGUACAAAACACGCAUCCGCGGCCCCACCUACGUCUGGACCUUUAACCUGAAGACCAAAGAGAAGGCUGCAAAGUGGAUCCUGGCAGCCGUGGCGCUGCUCCUACAGGCCUAGCUGGAGCCCCGGGUCCCGCCGUGAGGCCCAUGCUGCCCGGCGCCAGGUCCUGACCGCAACUUCAAAUUUACAGUUAGAAACUCAGCCUUGCAACUAUCGCUUAUUUUCACAGGAGCUGAUGAUCGCUUUUUUGUUCUCCUAAAUAAUCGAGGCACUUUAUAGCCAUGCACAUCGAGACUAGCCAGAGGGUGGAGGGCAGCCUGGGAGAGGGGGUGUGGAUGGGAUUAAAACAAUGAAGCCACUGAGCCAGGUCUGUCUGAUUCACUUGAGCCAGCCUUCAGCCUGAUGGCCACCAGGGGCCUGGCACAGGCUUAGGGGUGAGGCCCCAAUUCCCAGCAGCCAGGGGAGCAUCCCAGGAACCAAACCCCCAAAUCCUGACUUCCCACAGGGUCAGCUGGGUUUAUCUUUUCCCACGGGUGGCAUGUAGGGUUAGAGCUGGAGGCAGCCACACCCUUGCCUGAUGCUACCUGCAAACACCCACCACUAAGGGCCAGGGUGUUCCAUCCCCAUGCACCAUCCCCGUGCAAACAGGAGCGGCCACUGCCACAGGCACUGUCCCCUAAAGCACUAUUCCUUCUCUCAAGCAAGAAAACCUCCCUCGAUUAUGGUAAUGCCGCCUCCCUGCCCCAGAAUUCUGAAAAGCCAACUAUUCGGAGGGGCCAUUUCCAUACAGCUCAAGUGCUUCCCUGUCAACUGCCCACUUUCUGAGAUUGCUGGGAACGGGAGGGACCACUUUAAACACAUGUCUGUGUCCUGGGAGGUCACGAUAAAUGGUCGUCCCCUCUUAGUUCUGGGCAGUAUCUUCGUUGUCUUUUGCCUCCCUCCCCUCUCCCCACCGUCAGUUCUCACUUCCUGCCACCAGACAAAGUAGACUUUAAAACAAAGUCUACAAUAGUAGACAAAGAAGGGCAUUAUAUAAUGAUAAAGGGAUCAAUACAAGAAGACAAUAUAACGUUCAUUAAACGUAUAUGCACCUAAUAUAGAAGCACCUAAACGUACAAGGCAAAUAUUAACAGAUGUAAAGGGAGAAACUGACAAUAACACAACUAAUAGCAGGGGACUUUAACACCCCUUUAGAUCAAUGGAGACAGAUCAUCCAGAAAAUCAAUGAGGAAACAGCAGUCUCACGUUAGUGACACGUUAGGUCAGUUGGACUUAAUAGAUAACUAGAGCACAUUCCAUCCAGAAGCAGAAGAAUACACACUCUUUUCAACGUUCACCAGGAUGGAUCACGUGCUAGGCCACAAAACAAGACUUGACAGAUUUAAGGGUACAGAAAUUAUAUCAAGCAUUUUUUUCCAACCACAACAGUAUAAAACUAGAAAGCAAUUCUAGGAAGAAAAACGGGAAAAAUACAAACACACGGAGACUAAACAACAUGCUACCAAAAAAAAAAACAAUGGGUUACUGAAGAAAUCAAAAAGGAAAUCAGAAAAUACUUCGAGACAAACAAAAAUAAAAAUACAACUUUCCAACAUCUAUGGGAUGCAGCAAAACCAGUUCUAAGAGGGAAGUUCAUAGCGAUACAGGCCUACCUCAAAACAAGAAAAAUCUCAAAACAACCUAACCCACCAUCUAGGAAUUAAUUAGAAUUAGAAAAUGAAGAACAAACAAAGCCCCAGUCAGCAGAAGAGGGACAACUGCUCAGCAGCCAAGACACCCUGACUUCCAAAAAGGUGAGCUUGUCCGCAGGCACUACGCCCCAGGGCUGCACGCUGCAGCACCGCAGUGGGCACAGGGAGGCCAGGGCACAGGCGACAGGCGCACGUGCGCGCGCCAGCAGGGAAGGGACCAGAGGUGGCCCGCCUCAUCCGGCCUCAUUCUGUGAGCUCCUGCUCCAAGGGGAGCAGGUGGCUACCGCGGUGCUGGUCCCAGGGCUGCCCUGGGCCAGGCCCCCAUCUGACGGACCCCGGUAAUGGGUGCAGACAAAAUGAGACGACGAUGAACUGGGAAACCAGGGGUACAGGAAGGCAGCUAGCAGGGCCCACAGACUCCAGCGGGGGCCCAUAGGCUGGCACCUCGGUGUUUUCUAGCUUCAAAGCAGAGUAAAGCAAGCACCACGCCACCGCCCCACACACACACCUGGCCUCCUCCUAAGUUCAACUUGAUGCUGAAGUAGUUUUGUGAAAACUUUUUCCAAGUAUUCACCCAAUCCAUGGGUGAAGAGGAGGUCCUAGAAGCCCUAACUCCGAGGCCAAUAAUUUACAACAAUCCUGGGGCCUGAUGGGGCUAAGAGAGAGAAGGAAAAACGCCCCUCAAAUCCUCCCUCCCUGGGGCCUAGAGAAUCCACCCCUUUGGAAGGCAGGAGUCCUGCCCCCAGAACCUGGCCACCGGGCAACCACCUCUGUCGGCCAGGAGGGGUCACUAUAGCCCUUCGUGUCCAGGCUGGAGGGCCAGGAGAGCCACCACUCUGACUGGAGGACAUAAAACUGCCAGUGGCCACCAGGCAACUCAUUUUAAUCCCUGGUAAUAACCACAAAAUGGGGAGAUUUUCCAGUUUUGCCUUUAGAGCCUGAAAUAAAACAUUUAUUCCACACUCUA
Molecule: messenger RNA, 13887 nt
Organism: Delphinapterus leucas (beluga whale)
Lineage: Eukaryota; Metazoa; Chordata; Mammalia; Artiodactyla; Monodontidae
Source: RefSeq, a predicted model, not a curated record